Cetraspora pellucida is the source of this 444-nucleotide messenger RNA. The record is from the annotation of a GenBank genome assembly. NCBI's taxonomy places the organism in Eukaryota, Fungi, Glomeromycota, Glomeromycetes, Diversisporales, Gigasporaceae.
AUGUUCUAUUAUCAUCAAUUAACUUCUUAUAUUGAAGUACUUGAUCAAAAGGCAAAUGAUUUUAACAAAUAUGCAAUAUGUUUAGCUUGUCUUAAAAUAAAAAAUCGUCCUUAUGCUCUUGAAAAGCAAUUUACUAAUACUAAAAAAUGUUAUGAUACAGACAAUGAAGCAAUUAUGCAAAAGCAUCAAGAAAAAAGAUUUUGUAUACAUAAAGAUAAUAAUAAUAGAUUAUCAAAUUAUGCAUUAAAAAGUGUUUUACUUACAAGUUCUGGUAAAGUUUUGGUUCAGCAAACAAUUAACAUUAAUGGUGAAAGAGCACAUACAGAAGAAGUAAAAAAUAAAAUUAAUGAAAUUACAAAAAGUGUAACAAAUAAAGGAAUAAAAGUACCAGCAAUUGUAACUGAUAGUCAUUCAUCAUAUGCUGCAGCAAGAAAACAUCUUCAA